GCAGCAUCUGUGCUGGCCGUGCGGCAGCUGCCGGCCCUGCCCUGUGCCUGACGACGUAUAAAUAGAGGCAGCGAGCAGCAAGGAGCUCCUGGCAGCCACCAUGAAGCGCCUCAACCUGCUCUGCUGCUGCGUGGCCUCCCUCCUACUCCUCAGCACUGCAGAGCUGCACGCCCCUGGCACGGACCAUGCUGGUGCUGCUGCUGAAGGUCCCCUGCCAGCUGCAGAGCCCAGGCUGGAGGAGAAGGCAGCCAGCAGCAGCCCGGAGGAGGACCGAGAUGGUGGCUCCCCCAACGCCUCCUUGUCUGCUGCCGUUGAGGAGGGACAGGGAGACGGGGAGGAAGAGCCGGCGGGUGGCCUGAGUGAGGACCUGGGGCCUGGGGAUGGACAGAUGGAGGAGACCACCAUGGAGAAGGGCCAGGAGGGGACCGGUGAGGCACAGGGUCCAGGGGAGGAUGCCAUGCUGGGCACCCCUGAGGCAGCGCAUCAUGAAGGGAAUGGCGGGCCUGGCCCACAAGAUGGACUCCACAUCAGAGAGGAAGAGGAGUCUGGUGGCAAGAAAGGAGCCUCUGAGGAGCAAGGGCAGCCUGGGGAAGAGAAAAUGGAGGAGCCAAAAGCAGCAUCUGCUCUCAAUGGGGAAGAGCAGAGCUCAGAGGAAGAGGAUGAGCAGGGAGAGUCUGAGGAAGAUGGAGGUGAGGGAGAGUCCAAGGAGGAAAGAGAGUCUGAGGAAGAGGAAGAGUCUGAGGAACAGGACGCUGGGCCAGGGGGGGCAGAGGAUGAAGGUGAAGGGAAUGACGAGAAAACAGAUGGCACUUCUAGCAAAAAGAGCCUUGGCAAACCAGCAGCUGCCGGCAAGGAAGAAGCCAGGGAUGACCCCAUCAGCUGCCAGCACCCACCCUGUGGGGACGCAGCAGAAGACCCCCCACCAGCAGCAGAAGACCCACCUGCAGCAGAAGACCCACCAGCAGCAGAAGACCCACCUGCAGCAGAAGACCCACCAGCAGCAGAAGACCCACCUGCAGCAGAAGACCCACCAGCAGCAGAAGACCCACCUGCGGACAAGCCAUCACUGGUAGAAACGGAAAGCCCAGCUGCUGCCAUGCUCCGGCACAGGCAGAUAGAAGAGGCUGAAGAUGCCAGCAAGCUGACCAAGCGUGACCGGUCCCACUUGGAGAACACCCUCAAGCUGAACGAGGACAAACCCGCCGAUGAUUUCUCAGGAGUACUGCAGCGGCUGAGGAAGAUCUACCACUCCUCCAUCAAGCCUCUGGAGCAGUCCUACAGAUACAACGAGCUGAGGCAGCAUGAGAUCACAGCUUAUCCUGGACGCACCCUGGGCUCCUCUGCCACAGAUGGGGAGAUCACUUCCAAGCCAAUGGUGCUGUUCCUGGGACCAUGGAGUGUUGGCAAAUCCUCUAUGAUAAACUACCUCCUCGGGCUGGACAAUACUCCCUACCAGCUCUACACAGGGGCAGAACCCACCACCUCCGAAUUCACUGUCAUCAUGCAUGGCCCCAAGCUGAAGACCAUUGAAGGCAUCGUGAUGGCUGCCGACAGUGCCCGCUCCUUCUCGCCCCUGGAGAAGUUUGGGCAGAACUUCUUGGAGAAGCUGAUAGGGAUUGAGGUGCCCCACAAGCUGCUGGAGCGAGUCACCUUCGUGGACACACCAGGCAUCAUUGAAAACCGGAAGCAGCAAGAACGAGGUUACCCAUUCAACGACGUGUGCCAGUGGUUCAUUGACAGAGCUGAUCUCAUCUUCAUUGUCUUUGACCCUACGAAGCUGGACGUGGGCUUGGAGCUGGAGAUGCUCUUUCGUCAGCUGAAGGGCCGUGAAUCUCAGAUUCGAAUCAUCCUGAACAAAGCUGACAGCCUGGCUACCCAGGAGCUCAUGAGAGUCUAUGGUGCCCUAUUCUGGAGCCUGGCUCCUCUCAUCAAUGUCACGGAGCCGCCCAGGGUGUACGUGAGCUCCUUCUGGCCCCAGGACUACCAUCCGGAUACCCACAGAGACCUGUUCCUCAAAGAAGAGAUAUCACUCCUGGAAGAUCUCAACCAGGUGAUUGAGAACAGGAUGGAAAAUAAGAUCGCCUUCAUACGCCAGCACGCCAUCCGGGUGCGCAUCCACGCCCUUUUGGUCGAUCGCUAUCUGCAGACCUACAAGGACAAAAUGACCUUCUUUAGUGAUGGAGAACUGGUGUUCAGGGACAUUGUGGAAGAUCCUGACAAGUUCUUUAUCUUUAAAUCCAUUCUGGCAAAGACCAAUGUCAGCAAAUUUGACCUCCCCAACCGUGAGGCUUACAAGGACUUCUUUGGCAUCAACCCCAUCACCAGUUUUAAGCUGCUGUCUCAGCAGUGUUCCUACAUGGGAGGGUGUUUCCUAGAGAAAAUCGAGAAGGCCAUCACUCGUGAGCUUCCCGAUCUCUUGGGAAGCAUUGGCUUGGGAAAGAAGCCCAAUGUUCUCUCCUGCGACGUCACUGGCUGUGGCGAAACUCCGAAGAAUCGCUACAGGAAGCCCUAAGGUGUUUCUGUGAUCUGACCGUCCACGUGUUCCUACCGGUGAAUGAGCUUAUGUCUUAUCUGUCCAAGAAGCCAUGGUUUGUUAACCAUUUGAGUGCCGCACUGGCAAAGGCUGCUGUAUGAUGAGGAUGUUGAGUCAUUGACGUCGAUGGCAGGGGAAGAUGGGUGGGCAUAAGAAAGAGAAUAAAAACUGUGAAUUCCUGA
Molecule: messenger RNA, 2715 nt
Organism: Pezoporus flaviventris
Lineage: Eukaryota; Metazoa; Chordata; Aves; Psittaciformes; Psittacidae
Gene: SRL
Product: sarcalumenin
Exons: 9
Coding region: 101-2512 (803 amino acids)
Molecular function (GO): GTP binding
Source: RefSeq, a predicted model, not a curated record